GUCCGGGGUAUUACCCACAUCUCUCACUCUCCCCACGAGAAAAAUCAAAACGGGAAGAGACGAGAAGCUGGCAGGAAAACAGAAGAAGAAGGAAAAUGUCAGGAGCGGAAGAUCAAGGAGAGUUCUAUCUGAGAUACUACGUAGGGCAUAAGGGUAAAUUCGGGCACGAAUUCCUAGAGUUCGAGUUUCGGCCCGACGGGAAGCUCCGAUACGCCAACAACUCCAACUACAAGAACGAUACAAUGAUUCGCAAGGAAGUCUUCCUCACUCCUGCCGUCCUCAAAGAAUGCCGAAGAAUCAUCGCCGAGAGCGAGAUAAUGAAGGAAGACGAUAACAACUGGCCCGAGCCGGACCGGGUGGGCCGGCAGGAGCUCGAGAUCGUGAUGGGGAACGAGCACAUCUCCUUCACCACUUCGAAGAUCGGAUCUCUUGUCGACGUCCAGAGCAGCAAAGAUCCUGAAGGGCUUCGCAUCUUCUAUUACCUUGUUCAGGACUUGAAAUGCUUUGUGUUCUCACUCAUUUCUCUGCAUUUUAAGAUCAAACCCAUCUAGAGGUGGCGUCAUUUUUUCACUGCUGCCAAGUGCCAACAUUUCAUAGCUUCGAGGUUGAAUGAUGUGUGAUGUGGUGAAUUUGAUUUUUGGUGGUACUCGUCACAGACAUGAGAGUGUUUUCUACACAAGGCAUUGAAGUAUCCAUGGAUUUCUAUCCUCUGUCGAGUAGGUUAUCUAUGUAGAUGUUGCUGACAUUGAUGUGUAUUUGAACUUUAAUGUGUUUCAUUUACGUUUUUAUGAUCUUUCAAUCUGGGAGUAUUUUUGAAGGAGAGAGGGAGCCUUUCUUAUUAACAAAGGUUCUUCUAGCAGGCUUUAAAGAAAAUAGAUGAUCCUCACCUUCUUUUGUUU
Molecule: messenger RNA, 899 nt
Organism: Magnolia sinica
Lineage: Eukaryota; Viridiplantae; Streptophyta; Magnoliopsida; Magnoliales; Magnoliaceae
Product: protein mago nashi homolog
Exons: 3
Coding region: 96-551 (151 amino acids)
Biological process (GO): RNA splicing
Cellular component (GO): exon-exon junction complex; nucleus
Source: RefSeq, a predicted model, not a curated record